This is a messenger RNA of Paramormyrops kingsleyae, 2501 nucleotides long. Its product is annotated as CMRF35-like molecule 6. The record is from RefSeq and is a predicted model, not a curated record. NCBI's taxonomy places the organism in Eukaryota, Metazoa, Chordata, Actinopteri, Osteoglossiformes, Mormyridae. Gene Ontology annotation, cellular component: plasma membrane. Gene Ontology annotation, molecular function: transmembrane signaling receptor activity.
GGUUCCAUCUCUCUGAUUGUGUGUGCGUUUAGAAUGCGGGUUCUGGUGGGAAUCUCUACUCUUUAUUUAAAGAGCAUUCUUAUAAUAAUCGCGUGGUUAUCCUACUAAUUGGCCCUCUGGAGCUGAAGCUAGCUUGUUAGGGGUAGUUGGCAUUGAAGUUAGGGUCAUAUCCUAGGGUCGGGGGAGAAGGGUCUUGUUUCGCUUUUGCUUUGUGUGUGUGUUUGUGUGUCGGAGGCAGCGCCUGUGUCUGUGCCUUUCUGAUAUCAACGAAGACGGACAGGAUGGUGUGCCUUAUUUAUCGUGGGGUGGAUUGCCUUAUUAGAUUCCAUUCUCGUAUGUAGUGUUGUGUGUUUUUAAGCUGAAGUGCACUUAUGUGUAUCUGGAAUUUAUCGCGUGUGUAGCGUUCUGCCCAGUUCUGCAACUACCUCCCAGCUCGAGUACUAUGGGACCUUUAAAUGUUAAAGAAAUAAAAAUAAUUGAUUCUUUUUAUACGGUUGUGGGUUGUCAUUACUUGCCUUAAGUUACACAAUAACUAUUAGCGUUGCAGCAGCUCAAAAUUCUGGAUUAAUUAUACUUUUUCCCCAUGCUAUCCUUUUCUCCUGGGGUGUCAAAUAAUUAAUAAAACAAAUUUGAUUUUUACCACUUACAAUUCUACGUAAAAACUUAAUAACGUACUGUAAAUUACAUUACAAUGCGGAAACUGACGCUUCGUACCGUCAGCGCUGUACUAAUUACUGUAUAUCAAACGAAGUGAUCCGCUCUGAACUCGCUUAGACUUUCUGGCGGCGUCGCUUCUAUCGUUACGAUCGAGUGAAUUCAAGAUGAAUUCAUUUUAUCAGAUUGUUGUUUUCCUGCCAGGGCUGCGGUUUGCACUGGCGUCGAAGAUCAGUGAAGUGCGGGCAUAUGUAGGAGGACAAGUGGACAUCGACUGUCCGUAUCCAGCCGAUUACAUACACGUUGCCAAGUACUGGUGUCGAGAUCCCUGUAAUGAUGCGGAUGUUCUUGUUAAAUCUGAGACGUCAGACACCUACAUUUCCAAAGGAAGAUUUUCUCUGUACGACAAUUCUAACGGACGGUCAUUAAGUGUCACCAUAAAAAAACUGACUCUGAAGGAUGCUGGGAUGUAUUACUGUGGAGUAGAAAAAUGGUGGAAGGACAAACUCAGAAAAGUUCAUGUCCAGGUCAGGAAAGCUUCUCCAGCUACUACAGUUGUUCCUAAAACUGAUCCAGCAAGGAGGCUCUUAACUCUGCUGGACCGAUCCAUGCUGGUCACACAGCGCCAUGUCACUCAGCUCUCCACAGAUCCUACUACUACCAUCAUGAUUAACCUACAGAGUGUUACUGUGGAGAAAGCCAACCAUUCCACAGGCCAUCUGUCCAUCGACAAAUUUGGUAGUGCCACAGUUUUGCUUGGAUCAACCUUUGGGCUGCUGAUGUGCUUCCUGCUGGUGUCACUGGCUUAUCUUUCAAAGCGAUUAACGUCAAAGUCACAAGAAUCAAAUUCUUUGGAUUUUGCUGUCCCUCUUCACAAUGAUCAGGACGGAGCGGACCUUGGCCAUGUGUAUGAUGAAGUUGCAUUUCACGACCCUGCUGAUCUUCCCCAGAUGGAUUCUCCUGAAAUCUACCACGUGCUUUCAUUCAGCAGCUCUCACCCAGAAAUGACAGAAAACUAACUCUACUCUCUUGUCAAUUUCUGACUGGCUGCAGCAAAUUAACCAUUUCCAAGCCGCAUGUGUGAGCUGCUGGCUAUGUAUUCUAUUCUGUCUGCUCUGUGUGCCUUGGGGUAGCGUGUGCAUGUGUACACACAACCACUAGAGGGCACUCUGUCCUAAAAUCAUAAACUUGGCAGAAAACUGAUUUGACCAAACCAGUUAUGUUUGAUAACCUGAUGUUUGAUACCCUGAAUAAACACCUUGUUUUAGAUGUUGUCUGCAGUCUUUGUGUUUCUUAUUCUAAUGCCAGAUUUAGAAAAUAUCGCUUUGGCCUGUAUAACUACAAACUGCCAACAAGCUAAUCCAGAUCACAUUUGAGGAGGCCUAGUCCACCAUAGGCCAGAGAACAUUGCUAUGCAUCGUAUGUUGGGAUCACUAGAGAUUCUUCCACUGAGGAUUUUAUGUAGAAUUUCCUCCCAAUGAAAAUGAUUUAGCUACAGUAUCAUGUAUAAUUUUUGAAUAUCUACUUGUAUUAUUAUGUAUACGUAUGGAUUUUUUUUAGGACCAUUCUGAUAAUUGUUGUAAUGUCCUCUCCGUCUCUUUCACUAACUGUAAGAACAUGCCACCUUCUCUCCAUUUCUUCUUGGAGUAAAGGAGGCUGGUGCCAGAGGCAUGUUGUCCAAUGUCCUUCUUUAAAGGACACUGGCUUGGUAUAUUUCCUUAGAUGGAUGAUUGUGCUAAAACAAGCACGUUCUGGAAACCAAAUGGAAUAGCUUUGGUGUAAAUCAAAUCAAGAAACAGAUUUCCAAAAUGAAAUUGUACCAUAUAUUCAAUAAAUUGCUGAAAAUG